This is a messenger RNA of Oreochromis niloticus (Nile tilapia), 1639 nucleotides long. RefSeq names its product leucine-rich repeat-containing protein 31. The record is from RefSeq and is a predicted model, not a curated record. Lineage: Eukaryota; Metazoa; Chordata; Actinopteri; Cichliformes; Cichlidae. The annotation marks the transcript as partial. The transcript is spliced from 8 exons. Gene Ontology annotation, molecular function: protein binding.
CUGGGUCGAGUGUGUGUUUUCCUGAAGAGACUCGGGAAGAAAGGCGACAGCAGGAGCCUCAGUUUGGCUCACUGUGAUCUGACGGCUACAGACCUGCUGGAGCUUGCAACGUUGCUGCAGUUCCUCCCCCAGGUGGAAGAGAUGGACAUCUCCUGGAACGAGUUGAUCGGUGGAUCCCUGACGGCUCUGACGUCUCAUCUGCAACACGUGGGCGAGGUCAGGACGCUGAGGCUCUGCAGCUGCAGGCUAAAUAGCGAAGACGUUGUUGCUCUUGGUGAAGCUCUCAGCCACAUCCCUGCUCUGGAAGUUCUUGAUUUGUCCUGGAACAGCGGCGUUGGGGCGGUGGUCUACAAGCUCACACAGGAAGUGGACACUGGUGGCUUCAGGGAAUUGGUCAGCUCUCUCUCUCACGCCACCUCCUCACCACGCUUCGACUGCAGGUGGUUCACUCCGUUGCCUCCCUCUGUGGGAGAGCUGGACCUGUCCUGUAACAAACUUCUAGCUGGUGGACUGAGCCGCCUCACCUUUCACCUGGCUCACGUCACACACCUGGAGAGACUCGACCUCCACCUGUGUUGCCUCAUGCGAGAUGAUCUAGAGGCUCUGAUCCAGGUGCUGCCCUCUCUCACUGCACUGACGGAGCUUGAUGUGUCAUCCAAUAAGGAAGUGGGAGGUGUGGUCCACCCGCUGGUCUCCGCCCUCCCUGUGACACAAAUGAGGCGGCUGCCAUUCAACAGCUGCUACCUGAGCAACGAGUCCUGGCCUGAAAUGGUGAAAACUUUGUGUUUAUGCAUCAGCCCUGGCGGUGCCUAUCUGCGCACGGUGGAUAUUUCCUGGUGUAAAGUGGUUGGCGGUCACUUGGCGCUCCUGCUGGAUGCUCUGCAGCCAUCAGUCGUCAGCGAGCUCCAUCUUUGCAGCUGCGAGUUCACCACUGAUGACAUGCAACAUCUGGACAAAGUGAUCAGUUAUCAAUGGGUCCUCUUCCUCUGUGCAGCUGCCGUGUGCAGACGGGGCUGUCUCUCCUCACUUCGUGCACUGGAUCUGUCCUACAACAGCUUGGUCGGAGACGACGGUUGGUGCAGUCUGUUUGCAGCAGGUGGUCUGGGCUCUCUGGAAGACGUGGAUGUCAGUUUGCGACCUUUAACCUCUGCUCCGUGCUCAGCCUGGCUGCCCGCUCUGCUCCAAGCUCUGCCUCAAAUGCCGGCGCUGGCUCGACUGGCCAUGCAGAGGUGGACAGCUGACUGUCAGGAGAGAGAGCAGCUGAGGUACUGUCUGAAGAAGAGGAGCGUCCUGCUGGAAUGGGAUCCAGAUUUACAAGACACAUCAUCAGCAUGUAAAGGGAACAGUCAGGAGAGCCUAGAAGAGAGUCAGCCUGAGGAGUAGGGAGCAGAAAGCCUGAGUUAUCCGAUCUCAAAUUAAAAAUCAUCACAGAGAGAUUUCAAAAGAGCACUAGGGAAGAAAAACGCAAUCAGCUCUGAAAAACCUUCUGAUUACAAGUAAAUUUGUCCAAACAUUUGUACACUGUGUUUACAGUAUCGUUUAAUACUCUUCUUUUGUUCUUGAGCAUGUUUGGAGUCUUUAUUCCGCGGGGUUUAUCCCUGUGUCUGUUUCCCUCUUUAGUUUGAUAUUCGCACCGGAU